UCCUAUAUCCUUUCCUAUUGUGGGGGUAUGCUUGAAUUCAUUAGUUUUGCUUAUUACCUUGCAAAAAACAUUCUGAGUUUUCGUAUAGAAAGAUAAAGAUCAUCGAUAGAUCAGAAUUUUGUAAAAGCAUGAAUACAUAUUUAAAGAAAAUUAUGUUCCAAUAUAUUCACAGCAAUAAUAAUAAAAUAAAUUGCUACAUUCCUGAUUACAACUCUACACCCUAUUGGCUGUCGAUUGCUGCAUGCGAGUUAUCCUGUGUCUAUGUACAUGGCACGCAUACAUUGUUACAAGCCUAUAAGCGCAUGUCCGACAGCGGCGAUCACCGAACAAAACCGAACAUUGCCGAUGCAAAAUAGCCGACAAUUGACUGAGCGUCGAGGGGUCGGACAGAAAAGAGACAAGCCAUUCCUUCGGGUGUACAGCUUCCCCUUACACAAUUUCAUUCUGAAAUUAAUGCGUUAAUUUUCGAAUACCAAUGAAAAAUGAGAAAUAAUUUUAAGGAUCCUUGUUAUUUCAUAAUUCUAUUUGUUAAGCUUUAGCUCAUUGCCUUCAACUAUUCCAAAGUUCUCCACCUAAUGAAUAUAAUUAUAUAUGACAAAAAGAAAAACUUCCUACUUUUGUUUAGGAACAAUACAAAGUAAAAUUGUAUUGUUUUUUCAUUGUACCUCAAUUGUUUGGGAUCUUAAAAGACGUCACUGUUGUUAAUGUUCAUGCGUUUCAAUCAAAGUGCUAUACUGCGUUAUGUCGAGCGGGUUUCAUCGCACAGGAGCCAGUGGUAGAACUUCGAAAUUUAAAAUAAAUGAUUCCACCUACUAUCUCUUUUUAACAAACAUUCCAAAAGCGUCAGAACUAUGCAUAAAGGCACAAAAUUUCGUUAAGUACCGAUGGACGGCCCAGGCACGCUUACGUGGGAGGAAUUUGUUGAAAAUGCCGAAAGUUUUACACAGAUGUCGAGUCAGUUCUCUGAUGGAUGGGAACUGCGAGGUAACAAGAACAUUCCUGGGGAAGCAUAUAUAGUUCGACAGAGAAAGCAAUUUAUCUCAAGUAUUAGCGAGUUGAACGAUCAUUCAGCAUCGAAAAAUAACGAGUUUACCGAUGAUUUGAACUUCAUUUUAAAACAAGAUCCAUUUGAAGCCAGUUCGUCAAUCGAUAUACCAUUGGUUACCGAACAUCAUGUACUGUGGUCGAUGAGUUACGGUGUUCCAGUACUAUAUUUUAAUGGCUGGAAAUCAGAUUUUCCUGGGAUUAAUCCAAUAUCUAUGGAAGAAGCACAAUCACUUAUUCCCAAUGCAGAAUUGAAGUAUACAGAAUUGUCUCAAGUAAUACAUCCGAUAUUAAAUACUCCAUUUUUAUAUCUGCAUCCUUGUAUGUCUCAGGAACUUUUACAAAUUACAAGUACAAGCAAAAAUAAAUUAGUCAGUUGGUUAAGUACUGUUGCUCCUGUUGCCCUUGGUCUUAAAUUGCGAUCUGAGUAUUGCAAAUUAACCUAAUAAAAUGUGACUUUUAAUGUAAGGUAUUAUGAAUGUAUAACUGUACUGUAAGAUUAAAUAUUGUAAAUAUAAUUAUAAAAUGAUAUAACCUUUUAAAA
Messenger RNA from Osmia lignaria (orchard mason bee), 1588 nucleotides. NCBI's taxonomy places the organism in Eukaryota, Metazoa, Arthropoda, Insecta, Hymenoptera, Megachilidae. The record is from RefSeq and is a predicted model, not a curated record.